AUGUGUCCUGCUUUUGCAAAGGCAAAGAUGGUGACUGUGUUGGCCCUUGACGGAGGUGGCAUUAGAGGGAUAAUUCCCAGUGUCAUCCUUGGAUUUCUUGAAUCUAAGCUUCAGGAAUUGGAUGGACCCAAUGCGAGAAUUGCAGAUUAUUUCGACAUAAUUUCAGGAACAAGUACAGGUGGGCUAGUCACAACCAUGCUUACAGCCCCCAAUCAAGACAACAGACCCCUGUAUGCUGCAAAGGACAUCACCAACUUCUACUUAGAGGAAUCUCCCAAGAUUUUUCCCCAGAGCAGGCACACCAAAUUUGUGAGUGCAAUGACAAGCUUGUUCGGUUCCGUGAUGGGGCCCAAGUACGACGGGAAGUAUUUGCACUCAAGGAUAAACAAUCUGCUUGGUGACCUAACACUGAAACAGACCCUAACUCAUGUGAUCAUACCAACCUUUGAUAUCAAGCUCCUUCAACCAGUGAUCUUUAUGACCAACGAUGGAAAAAAGAAUGAAUUGAAAAACGCUAGGCUUGCAGAUAUUUGCCUCGGCACCUCUGCAGCACCCACUUAUCUUCCAGCACACUACUUUGAGACAACAGAUUCAAAAGGAAACACUAGAAGUUAUGAUCUCAUUGAUGGCGGAGUUGCUGCUAAUAAUCCUACAAUGUUAGCCAUAAGCCAGAUUAGGAAAGAACUAUUGAUGGCAGAAAUAGAGUUUGGUAAUUCUAGUGAAAACAAGAAAAUGCUAGUUCUGUCAUUGGGCACAGGUGGGGCAAAGUUUGCACAGAGGUAUACAGCACCCGCAGCCUCAAAGUGGGGUGUGCUUAAUUGGCUAUAUACCAAUGGUGGAACUCCAUUGCUCGACUCAUAUGACCACGCCAGUGCUGAUGUGGUUGACUUUCAUGUGUCCACCCUCUUCCAAGCCCUUCGUUGCAAGGACAAUUACCUUCGUAUUCAGUAUGACUCAUUAACCGGAGAUGCCUCGUCAGUUGAUGUUGCCACCACGGAGAACUUGCAAAGCCUUGUGGAGAUUGGGAAGGAGCUAUUGAAGAAGCCAGUGUCAAGAGUCAAUUUGGAUACUGGCAAGUUUGAGGAAAUUGAGGGCGAGGGUACUAAUGAAGAAGUUCUUGCCAACUUUGCCAAACUGCUUGCGGAGGAAAGGAAGUUCCGGCUAAACCAAUGA
Molecule: messenger RNA, 1173 nt
Organism: Quercus lobata
Lineage: Eukaryota; Viridiplantae; Streptophyta; Magnoliopsida; Fagales; Fagaceae
Product: patatin-like protein 2
Exons: 6
Coding region: 1-1173 (390 amino acids)
Biological process (GO): lipid metabolic process
Molecular function (GO): monoacylglycerol lipase activity; glycerophospholipase activity
Source: RefSeq, a predicted model, not a curated record